Dracunculus medinensis (Guinea worm) is the source of this 504-nucleotide messenger RNA. The record is from the annotation of a GenBank genome assembly. Lineage: Eukaryota; Metazoa; Nematoda; Chromadorea; Rhabditida; Dracunculidae.
AUGGCGCCACGUUACGAGAAUUCACCUACAUCUUCUUGGAUCGCUCUAUCGUGUUUCUUUACUGACUCAUGGCCGAUGUUGGCUUUUGCAUCUGCUGCAUGUCUAUUUAUUGGACUCGUGUUUUUUCUCGUUGGUCUUGUUACAUUGCUGAAGGGCACAGACCCGGCUGUAGUUCGAAGCUGGAUCUUUUUUUGCACUGGUAUCUUUUUAUUGGUCAUGGGUUUGUUAAUGAUUUUGUUGUGUCGCAUACGAAAUCCUCGAUUUCGAUCGGCAUCACGGCAUAGGCGGCAUGCUACAACACGCCCGCAAAACCGACGCGAUCCACUUCCAGUUUGGACCAUUGAUGCUAUUGACCCAACUUUCAGACCGCCGCCACCCUAUUCUGAAGUUAUACAGUGCAGUUCAAAUGUACCGCAUAGGUCCACAUCAGAUUCUAUGAUACUAUCAAGACCACCGCCAUAUUCUGCCGCAUCUAUUAGAAAUUCGAGGAUCACUGAUGUUUAG